AUGGGCGGCAAAGGAGGCGAUGGCGGUGGCAAAGGAGGCGGUGGCGGUGGUGGAGGAGGUGGUGAUGGAGCAGCUGGCAAAGGAGGUGGCGGAGGUGGCUCCUCAAAGGGUGGUGGCAGCGGUGGCAUGAUGGUUGCUCCGGGCAGUGGAGGAGGAGCCCAUAUCUCAAGGGACACUUUUGAGAGCAACCCACAAGGCUAUUUUUCUGGGGGCGGCAAAGGAGGCGGUGGCGGAGGAGGAGGCAAAGGAGGCGGUGGCGGUGGUGGAGGAGGUGGAAAAGGAGGUGGUGGCGGAGGAGCUGGCAAAGGAGGUGGCGGAGGUGGCUCCUCCUCAAAGGGUGGUGGCAGCGGUGGCAUGAUGGUUGCUCCGGGCAGUGGAGGAGGAGCCCAUAUCUCAAGGGGCACUUUUGAGAGCAACCCACAGGGCUAUUUUUCGGGUCUGCACUCCACUGGAAAAGGAACCAAAUAGAUUUGA
Messenger RNA from Corylus avellana, 474 nucleotides. The record is from RefSeq and is a predicted model, not a curated record. NCBI's taxonomy places the organism in Eukaryota, Viridiplantae, Streptophyta, Magnoliopsida, Fagales, Betulaceae.